Triticum turgidum subsp. durum (durum wheat) is the source of this 1761-nucleotide messenger RNA. The record is from the annotation of a GenBank genome assembly. Lineage: Eukaryota; Viridiplantae; Streptophyta; Magnoliopsida; Poales; Poaceae.
AUGAUGGCAGAAACUACCACUCUGACAGCUCUGGGGCUUUUGCCAGGAUUUGAUACGGCGAACAUCCAUCAGAUAACAUUACGGUGCUUGUUCCGCUGGUGGUACUGCUCGGUAGCCGUGGAUAGAGCAUUUAAACAGUCAGAUCAGCCUUGCUCCCCCUACAUCCACUUGGGGAUCUUUUUACCUGCCCCGAUUAAUAGUAUGGAGGUGUACAUCUGCUUGGCCUCUGGCAGUAGCUGCAGUUACCAACAGUCGAGAGUUCUCAUGGCCAAGUCUCAUGAGACGACGAGUAGGAAACCUCCUGGCCUCCGGUUAUUCAAAGGUGCCAAGGCUCUAAGAAAUUACCAGACGUUCGUCUUGGUCCUUACAUUCUUGGCAUACACUUGCUUCCAUAUGACUCGGAAGAUAACAAGCAUUGUCAAGAGUGAGCUUGAUCCCCAGACCAAAGUGGGGUCUGCCUGGGGACGAUUGCACACACGCAACAGUCUCAACAUUGGUUGGUCUCCAUUUAACACCGCUGAUGGUUCCACUUUGCUUGGUGAGAUAGAUGUCGCAUUCCUUGCGGUGUAUUCUCUUGGGAUGUUCUUCGCCGGGCAUCUUGGUGACCGCAUGGACUUGAGGAUUGUUCUAACAAUUGGCAUGAUUAGCACUGCCAUAUUCACUGCGCUCUUUGGUGCUGGAUAUUGGCUAAAUAUUCACAACUUCUACUACUUUCUGGUCUUUCAGAUGAUUGCUGGCUUAUUUCAAUCAUCUGGAUGGCCUUCAGUCGUUGCAGUUGUUGGUAACUGGUUUGGGAAGAGCAAGAGGGGAUUGAUUAUGGGUAUAUGGAACGCACAUACUUCUAUUGGAAACAUAUCCGGUUCGCUGCUUGCUGCAUCUCUGCUGAAAUUUGGAUGGGGGUGGUCAUUUGCCAUCCCCAGCAUCAUCAUGGCUCUUGCUGGGUUGGUGGUGUUCUUUUUCUUGCCGGUUAGUCCUGAUGUAAUGGAGAUAGAUAUUGAUGAUGGGGAGGUAAACUCAGACAAGGAUACUGCGAAGGAGCCCCUUUUGGAACCAGGCCAAGAAGUGAAACAUAAGGCAAUAGGAUUCCUGGAGGCAUGGAGGAUUCCUGGAGUUGCACCGUUUGCUCUCUGCCUCUUCUUCUCCAAGCUGGUUGCAUACACCUUCCUGUACUGGCUACCUUUUUACAUCAGCCAUACACCUAUUGGCAACGAGUACCUCUCUGAUGCGAUGGCUGGCAGCUUGUCAACAGUCUUCGAUGUUGGAGGUGUGUUGGGAGGAGUCCUUGCCGGUCAUAUCUCUGAUCGCUUAAAUGCACGAGCUAUCACGGCCGCGAGCUUCAUGUACUGUGCCAUACCUGCCCUUUUCUUGUACAGAACAUAUGGAAGCAUGUCGAUGAUGUCGAACAUUUGCCUCAUGUUCAUCACUGGCAUGUUUGUCAAUGGUCCUUAUGCCCUGAUCACAACUGCAGUGUCAGCUGACCUUGGCACUCACAGCUCAUUGAAUGGUAAUUCUCGGGCACUGGCCACUGUGACAGCAAUCAUCGAUGGGACCGGGUCGGUUGGUGCCGCAAUCGGGCCAUUGCUCACAGGAUACAUCUCAACAGAGAGCUGGAGUGCCGUGUUCACGAUGUUGAUGGCAGCAGCACUUCUUGCUGGGCUCCUCUUGACACAUCUUGUCUGUGCUGAGCUAAGAGGAAAGCUGUCUUCCAAUGUGAGCAAGGUUGUCGCCAAUGCACAAACUACCUGCUCAGAUCAAGUAUAA